UAAUCUUCCUGUCAGCUUCAUCUUCAAUAUAAUCCUCUUUUGUCUCGUUUGUCUAUAUCCUCUCUAAAUUUGACACGCAUCUAUUCUUCACCUUCUCUUUUAUACAUAUACACAAACUCUCUCUCUAUCUCUUUAAUUUCUCUUUAUUUUAUUUUGGCCUUAUUCCAAACACGCACCUACACCACAAUAAGAACAACAACAGUAAUAAUACUAAAAAAAUCAUGGCUACCGACCUGUGCUAUACACUCGUUCAUCCUGAUGACGCGACUGAUCAACCUACUCUUCAAGACUUCCAACAUGCCUUUGAAAAGGGUUCCGAUGAAGCUCGUAUUGAGACAAUGAAGAAGUUGUUGGUCAUCAUGGUCAAUGGUGAUCCCAUGGAGAAACUCCUCUUACACGUCAUUCGUUUUGUAUUGCCAUCCAAAAACAAGCAACUCAAAAAGCUCUUGCAUUUCUACUGGGAAAUCUGUCCCAAGAGAAAGCCAGAUGGCAAGCUGAAGGAAGAGUUCAUCUUGGUGUGCAAUGCUCUUCGCAAUGAUUUGCAACAUCCCAACGAGUACAUUAGAGGCGCAACUCUUCGAUUCUUGUGCAAGAUUAAAGAAGCUGACGUGUUGGAGCCCUUGGUGCCUUCUGUUAGAGCAUGUCUGGAACAUCGCCACUCAUAUGUGCGCAAAAAUGCCGUGUUUGUUAUCGGUUCUAUCUAUAAACACUUUGAGAUGCUCUUCCCAGAUGCACCAGAGGUCAUUCAGAACUUCUUGAUCUCGGAAGCAGAUAUGACCUGUAGAAGAAACGCCUUUGUUGUUCUGUGCAAUAUCGAUCAGCCUUUGGCCGUAGAUUACUUGACCCAAGUUUUCAGCUUGGUUUCUACCUAUGAUGAGCUACUCCAACUGGCUGUUAUCGAGUUGAUCCGUAAAGAUAGCAAAACUAAUGCAGCGAACAAGGGUGCUUAUAUUAGAUGCGUAUCAGAACUUUUGUCAGCCACAUCCCACUCUGUUAAAUACGAAGCCGCAAAUAUUCUUAUAUUUUUGACAUCUAACCCUGCUGCCAUUAAAGCUGCUGCUUCUUGUUACAUUGACCUUGUUGUCAAGGAGUCUGAUAACAACGUCAAGCUGAUUGUGUUGGAUAGAUUAGAAGAUAUUCGCUCAAAGAAUGAGCGUAUUUUGGAUGAUUUGGUUAUGGAUGUCCUGCGUGUUCUGUCAAGCCCUGACAUUGAUGUCAGACGCAAGGCAUUGCGUAUUGCCAUGGAUAUGGUCUCUUCUAGAAAUGUACAGGAAGUCAUACUCUUCUUAAAAAAGGAGCUCACAAAGACCCACGAUCAAGAGUAUGAAAAGAACACCGAAUACCGUCAACUAUUGAUCCAAUCUAUUCACACAUGUGCCAUCCGCUUCUCUGAAGUGGCUGCCAACGUAGUCCACGUACUGAUGGAGUUCCUCGGCGACUCAAACAAUCCUUCUGCUGUUGAUGUCGUUUCAUUUGUUCGUGAAGUAGUUGAGAAGUUCCCCGAGUUGCGUGCAUCUAUUCUCGAAAGACUUCUCGAGACAUUUACGGACAUGAAGUCUGGAAAGGUGUUCCGUGGUGCUCUUUGGAUUAUCGGUGAAUACUCCAACUCUGCAAAGGAGAUUGAUGAGGCAUGGAAGCAGAUCCGUUGUGCUCUUGGUGAGAUUCCCUUGUUGGCCUCUGAGCAAAAAUUGCUGGAUGCUGCCGAGGCAGAUGAUGAGGAGUCCACCACAGAUGAAGCCAAAUCUGCCGUUCCUUCCGGAACUGCUGCUCCUAGACGCGUUCUUGCGGACGGAACCUAUGCCACCGAGAGUGCCUAUACUUCUACCUCCAGCAAUGCUGCUAGAUUAGAAGCAGUUAAGCAGGCUUCCAAGCCUCCUCUGAGAGCUCUUAUUCUCAAUGGUGAUUACUUCUUGGGUACCGUAUUGGCCACUACAUUGACCAAACUGGCACUUCGCUACGGAAAGGUUGUCUCUGACUCCUCUCUUGCCAAUGCCCGCAAAGCAGAAGCCAUGUUGAUUAUGACUAGUAUUAUUCGUAUUGGUCAGUCGCAAUUUGUUGCUUUCCAGAUUGAUGAGGAUUCGUACGAUCGUAUCAUGCAGGACUUGCGCGUCGUCGGAAGUUAUUCCCAAGACAAGGUUGUAGACCAUGUUUACCUUGAGGAAACGCAUGCUGUUUAUGCCAAGCAGAUCCAGGCAGAAGAGAAACGUUUAUUAGAUUCAAAGGCAAAAGACAAAACUAGUGUCAAAGUUCAGGUUGAUGAUGCUAUUGUCUUUAGACAAUUCUCAAAGAAGUCUGGUGAUGAUACCGUUGACGAGUAUGAGCAAGACCUGUCUCGCGCUACUGGGUCUCUUGAUUCCAAGGACGAUCUUAUGUCCAAGUUGAACCGUAUUGUGCAGCUCACUGGUUUCUCCGAUCCUGUGUACGCCGAAGCAGUAGUUAAUGUUCACCAAUAUGACAUUCUUAUGGAUGUCUUGAUUGUCAAUCAAACUUCGGAAACUCUCCAGAACUUAACUGUAGAAUUUGCCACCCUUGGUGAUCUUAAGCUUGUAGACCGCCCUGUUACCCACAAUUUGGCACCCCACUCCUUCCUUUCAAUCAAGGCACCUAUCAAGGUCUCUUCGACUGAGACUGGUGUUAUCUUUGGCAACAUUGUCUAUGAUUCCCAUGGUACAUCAGAGGGUAACUGUGUUGUGCUCAAUGAUAUCCAUAUUGAUAUCAUGGACUACAUUAAACCCGCCACCUGCACCGAGACUCAGUUCCGUAGUAUGUGGACAGAAUUUGAAUGGGAAAACAAGGUCAAUGUCAACACAAAUAUUUCUGACUUGAGAACCUACCUUGACCAUAUCAUGGCCUCUACCAACAUGAGUUGCCUGACACCCGAAAAGCAACUCGAGGGUGACUGUGGCUUCCUGUCAGCCAAUAUGUAUGCCAAGAGCGUGUUCGGCGAGGAUGCAUUGGCAAAUCUGAGCAUUGAGAAAGCAGGCGAAGGUCCUAUUACUGGACACAUCCGUAUUCGUAGCAAGACCCAAGGCAUUGCAUUGAGUUUGGGUGACAAAAUUACUUUGGCACAAAAGGUUGCUUUGUGAACACAAUAAAAACAUAAGACGAAAAGAAAAAAAAAGAAGGGAUAUUAUACACGUCCUUUGUACCAAACACAAUUUACUCUCUUUUAGUUGACAGUUAACACAAAAAGUCUUCCUUGCUUUUAUUUUAUUUUUUAUACUUUAUAUAUUCAAUACAUUAAAUACUCAAUGUCUUGUG
Molecule: messenger RNA, 3261 nt
Organism: Phycomyces blakesleeanus NRRL 1555(-)
Lineage: Eukaryota; Fungi; Mucoromycota; Mucoromycetes; Mucorales; Phycomycetaceae
Exons: 15
Coding region: 222-3086 (954 amino acids)
Biological process (GO): endoplasmic reticulum to Golgi vesicle-mediated transport; intracellular protein transport; intra-Golgi vesicle-mediated transport
Cellular component (GO): cytoplasm; COPI vesicle coat
Molecular function (GO): structural molecule activity
Source: RefSeq, a predicted model, not a curated record